AUAUCUUACUAAACUUACAGAUCAUCAAAUUUGCUUAAUAAGUGAAAAUGAUUUAGAAAGCUUUGAUUGGAUCGUUGAAGAUGAUUCAGAUGAAGAGGCUGAAGGAAGUAGUGUUGUUGAGUUUAAAGUCUUAAAAACUUACCUACCAUCUGAAAUCAUGCGUGAAAUAAAUGUCGAUAAUGCGGAUUGCCCAUUACCAUUUAUUAUUGAGUCAACUUUAUAUCAAGCAUUUGUUAUAGUGAAAAAG
Racocetra persica is the source of this 247-nucleotide messenger RNA. Lineage: Eukaryota; Fungi; Glomeromycota; Glomeromycetes; Diversisporales; Gigasporaceae. The record is from the annotation of a GenBank genome assembly.